Peniophora sp. CBMAI 1063 is the source of this 837-nucleotide messenger RNA. The record is from the annotation of a GenBank genome assembly. Lineage: Eukaryota; Fungi; Basidiomycota; Agaricomycetes; Russulales; Peniophoraceae.
AUGGAAGACUCCGAAAUAGCUGAGCUGGCGGAACAAACGGCCAGCAUGAUGCGCAGGGUGUUCGCGGACGACAUGAUCGAGACAGCGGUAGCAGCUUUGCGCUCGCAGGGCAUGUACCGUCCUGAAAACCUAUAUAAGACGACAGUAGAGCUGGUGACCACAGAGUCACAUCUUGCAACAUUGAGAAAGCUCUGGACCACCCUUGAUGACCGGUUCCCAAAGGAUGAGAGCGAGCAUAUUAAGUGCGAGUUCUCCGCCAAGUACCUGCCAACUCUGGCCGACAAACGGAGAGAUCCGACCGUCAACAGGAUCACCGCUCAAGCCAUCUCUGUCUCGAUUGGUAGGGCUUUCGAGACGGAGAUAUUCCCGCUGUUUCUCCUCAGCAGCAGUGCGCGGGGUCUCGUCGCACAACAAAUUAGACUCAUGGUCGAUUUCCCCAUUGGAGUACAGCGCGGAGACGUAGGGCUGAUGUCCAGAACCCUCAUACUUCUUUUACUGGGACAAGGAUGUGAUGAAGUUGAUUUGAAGUUGAAGAGAGCUAUCAUCCGUCUGCUGGAGAGGUGGGUCAAAGAGUACAAGGGCCAUCCUGCAGCAGAGAAUUGCGCCUCGUGCCUUUGGGUCAUGACUGGUAGCAGAGAACCACAGCCUGACCUCAUCACCGACGUGAAAGAAGUCCUCGCGUUCCGUGCCAACUCCCGCGGAUGCUGGCAGUGCCACGUCGUCCGUAAGCCGCUGCUCAAAUGUGCUAGGUGCAAGUACGCAUUAUACUGCUGCCAAGAACAUCAGAAGAAGGACUGGAAGUUGCAUAAGCCUUGGUGCUUCUCGAGCAACUUCUGA